This is a messenger RNA of Penicillium lagena, 576 nucleotides long. RefSeq names its product 2-hydroxy-palmitic acid dioxygenase MPO1. Gene Ontology annotation, cellular component: endoplasmic reticulum. Gene Ontology annotation, biological process: sphingoid catabolic process. The record is from RefSeq and is a predicted model, not a curated record. The transcript is spliced from 4 exons. The coding region runs from base 1 to 576 and encodes 191 amino acids. NCBI's taxonomy places the organism in Eukaryota, Fungi, Ascomycota, Eurotiomycetes, Eurotiales, Aspergillaceae.
AUGGCCCUCAACCUAGAGAAACAGCUGCUCUUUUAUGGAGCCUACCACAAUAACCCAGUUAAUGUCGCCAUCCACAUCACCUGUGUCCCGAUCCUGCUGUUUACUGGCAUCAUCCUCGCCUGCAACUGCCCAACCCUCUUCCCCCUCCCCGAAGCACUACAAUACGAAUACCUCCCCGCAAAUGCAGGCACUAUUGGCGCCCUCAUCUACGCCACGUUCUACAUCCUCCUGGAACCCGUCGCGGGUGGCCUGAUCGCGCCGUUGGUGGUCGGCUCGGCGGCCUAUGGCAACUACCUCCUGGGCACCUAUGGGAGUGUCGUGAACUACUACGCCGGCGGCAUCCACGUCGUGUCAUGGCUGGCCCAGUUUGUCGGCCAUGGCGUGUACGAGGGCCGCGCGCCCGCGCUGCUGGAUAAUCUUGUGCAGGCGCUCCUGCUGGCGCCGCUGUUCGUCUGGAUGGAGAUCCUGUUCUUCUUCGGGUAUCGGCCGGAACUAAAGAAUCGCUUCGAUGAGAGCGUCAAGUUGGAGGUGGAGAAGUUUCGCCAGCUGAAGAAGCAGGGGAAGGCGGUUAAAUAG